GCAGCUCGCACACAAAGGAGGAAGGACUCGCGCUAAAGUUUCAGGGGCCUGACGCUGGCUCCUGCCCCUUUGCAAACGUGCACUGGGAAACGUCCAGCCCUGCACGCUGGAGUCGAGGAGAGAAAGUGCCGCGGGGACGCCUGCUUGUCCGCAGCGUCACGCUCGGCUCGAGAGAAGCCCCCGGGGAAGGGCGUCGGAGGAGAGGCCGAAGGGGAGCCGGGCAGACAGAGCGAGCCAGCCAGGGAGACCCAGCAUCGUUCGCUUCGCUGUCGGCGGCGCGGGCCCUUUGCAGCCUGCCCGGGACAAACCUUGCAGCAGCUCCAUUGGCUGAGAGCGGCUAGCGCUGCUGCGGCGGCUGCCAAAACAGCUCAAGCCAAGCGCCCCCUUUCUCCAGCCCCCCUCCAAGCAGGGCAGCGGCGGCUGCAGGAGCAGCAGCAGCCAGCCGCUCAAAUGGAGUGGAAAAUGGCCAGUGGUGGCAUAUAGCGCCAUAGAUUAUCUGCUUCACGUUUUGUAUUUAGCUGCCUCUAAUCUGCUUUCCUUUGCCUGAGCCCCCAGCUGGGGGGGAGGGGGGCGAGAGGCAGGCGGGAGAGAUUCUGUCCUUUGCUGCCGGUACUAUACGCGAUAAUGUUUAUAUGAUUAGCUGAGCCCAGGGGUGGGGAGUAGAGAGAGGGGGGUGGAGAUUGGAGGAGGAGGAGGCUGGAGGUGACUCCAGUUCAGAGCCAGUGGAGAGUCUGUGUCAGGAUUUAGCAGUCCCCAGUCACACACACAGAGGUGCAUGAGCGAAAAGGAGCUUGCAAUACAAUUCACUGGGAUUGUGUGCGUGUGUUGCGUUGCCCCCCCUUGGUGUGUGUGUGUUACUAGCUCCGCGCUUGGUUCCUGGGCUCCAGCCGUUCACGGGGCAGCAGCGGCGAGAGGAAGACGAGAAAUCCGAGGAGGGGCUGGAGCCGUAUCAUGCCAGAGGCCAGAAUGUCAUCCAGGGAGAUGUAAAUGAGGUCGAUGCGAACGAGAGAGACACGGAGAAGGGAGGGGGCUUUGCUCUGCCAAAUUUGAGUGGGUCGCCCCGCUGCUCCUGACCUGCUGCUGGCAUCGCCUUUAUUCCCCUUCUCGUGAUCGCUGCGGAGAAAAGGACUCCCAAGGCUGGUCACAGACACUGGGCUUUGCACCGGGGGCCACCCCUUUGAUUGAUUGCUGUUAUUUAUUGAUUUAUUUUGUGGUCGGGGAGCCUGGCUAUUUUAGACCUUUCCUGCCGAGCGGGGUGUUGGAAACUGCCGGAAAAUGUUGACUUAGCCCUAGCGAAGGCAGCCCACCGACCGGCCGGCCGCUCGGAGGAGGAGAAGCCGCCUUGCGCGUGUUGUCCCAGCUCGGCAGCGAGCUGCAGAGCCCGCUGCCUCCCUCUCUCCCUACCCAGCCCAGCUUUUCUCCUGCCCCGGUCCCCGUUGCGCCUGCUGUUGCUGUGGUGCCUCCUGAACUCACGCCGCUGCCCCUGGCGUUCAGAGGGGGCUCGCCCGGCGCACUUCUCUGGGGCAUCCGAGUUGGAGAGAGAGAACCUGGCCCGGCUCCGGUUCCACGGCGCGAGAUAUGAAGAUCAAUGAUAUAGACCACCGGCUUCAAUGAUGCUGGGCAUUUAUAACUGGGUUCAUUAAGGAAUACAAAGAAAAUACUUAAAGGGAUCAAUAAUGGUGUCUUCUGGUUGCAGAAUGCAAAUUUUUUGGUUACUUCUCAUAAUCAGCUUCCUACAGAAUACAGAAGGUUUCAGCCGAGCAGCACUACCAUUUGGUUUAGUUAGGAGGGAACUGUCUUGCGAGGGCUACUCCAUUGACCUUCGGUGUCCAGGAAGUGAUGUCAUUAUGAUAGAGAGUGCUAAUUAUGGACGGACAGAUGACAAGAUUUGUGAUGCCGACCCUUUCCAAAUGGAAAAUACAGAAUGCUUCCUCCCAGAUGCCUACAAAAUUAUGACACAAAGGUGCAACAACCGAACACAGUGUAUAGUAGUUACUGGGUCAGAUGUGUUUCCUGAUCCUUGUCCUGGAACGUACAAAUAUCUUGAAGUUCAGUAUGAAUGUGUUCCUUACAAAGUGGAGCAAAAAGUUUUUGUUUGCCCGGGGACGUUGAAAGCAAUUGUGGACUCACCGUCUUUAUAUGAAGCUGAACAAAAGGCAGGUGCUUGGUGCAAAGAUCCUCUCCAGGCUGCAGAUAAAAUAUACUUCAUGCCAUGGACUCCAUAUCGCACUGAUACUUUGAUAGAAUAUGCUUCUUUAGAGGACUUCCAAAAUGGACGCCAACAGACAACUUACAAACUUCCAAAUCGAGUGGAUGGCACUGGAUUUGUGGUGUAUGAUGGUGCUGUAUUUUUUAACAAAGAAAGAACCAGGAACAUUGUAAAGUUUGACUUGAGGACUAGAAUUAAAAGUGGAGAGGCCAUUAUCAACUAUGCUAACUACCAUGACACUUCUCCAUACAGAUGGGGAGGAAAGACUGAUAUUGAUUUAGCAGUUGACGAAAAUGGUUUAUGGGUAAUUUAUGCGACGGAACAAAACAAUGGAAUGAUCGUUAUUAGCCAAUUGAAUCCAUAUACUCUUCGCUUUGAAGCAACAUGGGAAACCACAUAUGACAAACGGGCAGCAUCCAAUGCUUUUAUGAUAUGUGGAGUCCUCUAUGUAGUCCGAUCAGUGUAUCAAGACAACGAAAGUGAAACUGGCAAGAAUGCAAUUGAUUACAUUUACAACACCAGGUUAAGCAGAGGAGAAUACGUAGAAGUUCCCUUCCCCAACCAGUACCAGUACAUUGCAGCAGUGGAUUACAACCCAAGAGAUAACCACCUGUAUGUGUGGAACAACAACUUCAUUCUCCGAUAUUCUCUAGAGUUUGGCCCACCUGACCCAGCCCAAGUGCCUACUACCGCAGUGACAAUAACUUCUUCAGCAGAGCUAUACAAAACAACUGUGUCAACCAUAAGCACGACUUCACAGAAAGGCCCCAUAAGCACAACAUUAGCUGGAGGCACAAAGGAAGGAAGCAGAGGGCCCAAGCCACCACCAGCAGUUUCCACAACGAAAAUUCCUCCUGUGACAAGUUUUUUCCCUUUGCCAGAGAGAUUCUGUGAACCUGAUGAGGCCAGGGGGAUUAGCUGGCCUCAGACGCAAAGAGGAAUGAUGGUUGAACGCCCUUGUCCCAAAGGAACUCGAGGAACUGCCUCGUAUCUCUGCAUGGUUUCCACUGGAACAUGGAACCCUAAGGGCCCUGAUCUUAGCAACUGUACCUCACACUGGGUAAAUCAGCUGGCUCAGAAGAUCAGAAGUGGAGAAAAUGCUGCUAGUCUUGCCAAUGAACUGGCUAAACACACCAAAGGACCAGUUUUUGCUGGUGAUGUGAGUUCAUCAGUGAGGCUGAUGGAACAGUUGGUGGACAUUCUUGAUGCUCAACUGCAAGAACUGAGGCCUAGUGAAAAAGACUCAGCUGGGCGGAGUUAUAACAAGCUCCAAAAACGAGAGAAGACAUGCAGGGCUUACCUUAAGGCAAUUGUUGACACAGUGAACAACCUGCUCAGGCCUGAAGCUCUAGAAUCCUGGAAAGAUAUGAAUUCUUCAGAACAAGCACACGCUGCAACAAUGUUACUUGAUACACUAGAAGAAGGGGCUUUUGUCUUGGCUGACAAUCUCUUAGAACCAACUAGAGUCUCAAUGCCCACCGAAAACAUUGUUCUGGAAGUUGCAGUGCUCAGUACAGAAGGCCAGGUGCAGGACUUGAAAUUUCCUCAGGGCAGUGAAGGAGGCAAUUUGAUCCAACUCUCUGCAAACACUGUGAAACAGAACAGCAGGAAUGGAUUAGCAAAAUUGGUUUUCAUCAUUUACAAAAGUUUGGGACGGUUCCUCAGUACCGAAAACGCGACCAUAAAGCUGGGUAGUGACUUCGUUGGUCGGAACAGUACCAUUGCAGUGAACUCCCACGUCAUUGCAGCCUCCAUCAACAAGGAGUCCAGCCGUGUGUACCUGACCGAUCCUGUGCUUUUUACCCUGGAACACAUUGAUCCUGACAAUUAUUUCAAUGCAAAUUGCUCCUUCUGGAACUACUCAGAGAGGACUAUGAUGGGGUAUUGGUCCACUCAGGGGUGCAAGCUGAUUGACACAAAUAAAACUCAUACAUCUUGUGCUUGCAGCCACCUAACCAACUUUGCAAUCCUUAUGGCCCAUAGGGAAAUUGUGUACAAAGAUGGAGUGCAUGAGCUACUCCUUACUGUCAUCACCUGGGUGGGAAUUGUCAUCUCCCUUGUAUGCCUGGCCAUCUGCAUCUUCACAUUCUGUUUCUUCCGUGGCCUACAAAGUGAUCGUAAUACUAUUCACAAGAAUCUUUGUAUCAACCUAUUCAUUGCAGAGUUCAUUUUCCUAAUAGGCAUCGAUAAAACAGAAUACAAAAUUGCAUGUCCAAUAUUUGCAGGCCUCUUGCACUUUUUCUUCCUGGCAGCAUUUGCCUGGAUGUGCCUAGAAGGAGUGCAGCUCUAUCUCAUGUUAGUAGAAGUAUUUGAAAGUGAAUAUUCUAGGAAGAAGUACUACUAUGUUGCUGGCUACCUCUUCCCUGCCACAGUAGUUGGAGUCUCAGCAGCUAUUGACUAUAAGAGCUAUGGAACAGAGAAAGCUUGCUGGCUCCACGUAGAUAACUAUUUUAUCUGGAGUUUCAUUGGGCCUGUUACCUUCAUUAUUCUGCUGAAUCUUAUCUUCCUGGUGAUCACAUUGUGCAAAAUGGUGAAGCACUCAAACACUCUGAAACCAGACUCUAGCAGGUUGGAAAACAUUAAUAAUUACCGUGUUUGUGAUGGCUACUAUAAUACGGACUUACCUGGCUAUGAAGAUAAUAAACCAUUUAUCAAGUCCUGGGUCUUGGGUGCAUUUGCUCUCCUGUGUCUUCUUGGCCUAACAUGGUCAUUUGGCCUGCUGUUUAUCAAUGAGGAGACGGUUGUGAUGACAUAUCUCUUCACAGUAUUCAAUGCUUUCCAGGGAAUGUUUAUUUUCAUCUUUCAUUGUGCCCUUCAAAAGAAAGUACGUAAGGAAUACGGCAAGUGCUUCCGCCAUUCCUAUUGCUGUGGUGGAUUACCAACUGAGAGCCCCCACAAUUCAGUGAAGGCAUCGACAACAAGAACUAGCGCUCGCUAUUCCUCUGGCACUCAGAGUCGUAUAAGAAGGAUGUGGAACGACACUGUGAGAAAACAAUCUGAAUCUUCCUUUAUCUCAGGUGACAUCAACAGCACUUCAACACUUAAUCAAGGAAUGACUGGCAAUUACCUACUAACAAACCCUCUUCUUCGACCACAUGGCACUAACAACCCCUAUAACACAUUGCUCGCUGAAACGGUUGUAUGUAAUGCCCCUUCAGCUCCCGUGUUUAACUCACCAGGACAUUCACUGAACAAUGCCAGGGAUACAAGUGCCAUGGAUACUCUACCGCUAAAUGGUAAUUUCAACAACAGCUACUCAUUGCGCAAUGGAGAUUAUAAUGACAGUGUGCAAGUUGUAGACUGUGGACUAAGCCUGAAUGAUACUGCUUUUGAAAAAAUGAUCAUUUCAGAAUUAGUGCACAACAACCUGCGGGGCGGCAGCAAGAACCACAACCUGGAGCGCACACUCCCAGCCAAAGCUGUGAUUGGCGGGAGCAGUAGCGAAGAUGACGCAAUUGUGGCGGAUGCUUCAUCUUUGAUGCACAGUGACAACCCAGGACUGGAGCUUCACCAUAAGGAGCUUGAGGCGCCACUCAUUCCCCAACGGACUCACUCGCUUCUGUACCAGCCACAGAAGAAAGUGAAGACUGAAGGAACUGACAGCUACGUCUCACAGCUGACAGCUGAGGCUGACGACCACCUACAAUCCCCCAACAGAGACUCUCUUUACACAAGCAUGCCCAAUCUUAGAGACUCUCCUUAUCCAGAGAGCAGUCCUGAUGUUGAAGAAGAUCUCUCUCCCUCCAGGAGGAGUGAGAAUGAAGACAUUUACUACAAAAGCAUGCCAAAUCUUGGAGCUGGCCAUCAGCUUCAGAUGUACUAUCAAAUCAGCAGGGGCAAUAGUGAUGGCUAUAUAAUUCCCAUUAACAAAGAAGGAUGUAUCCCAGAAGGAGAUGUUAGGGAAGGACAAAUGCAACUAGUGACAAGCCUUUAAUAGUGUAGCAAAGAAAUACUAAAGGCCACAUACAAGUAUUAAGAAGACUUUAUUUGCCCAACGCAGGCUCCCUCAUAUCUGCUCAAAGAGACUAUUCUGUUCACCCUGUGGUUCUCCGGUGUAAAGGGGAUGACUGGACCUUGCAGUUCUGUGAAUUUUUAUAAAACAAAACUUUGUAUAUACACAGAGUAUACUAAAAUGAAUUAUUUGUUACAAAGAGAAGAGAUACCAACAAGGUAUUUUAAAAUAUCUUCUGCUGCUGAGUUUAACAAAAUUGUGAAACAAACAAACAGAUGAAAACUUUCCAGCCAUUUUACUGCAGCAGUUUGUGAACUAUAGUUGUAAAUAUGGCUGCACCCUCCCCCCUCUUGUUUUGGGUAGGCCUGCAUUGUAUUAUAUACAAGACGUAGGCUCUAAGAUCCUGUGGGACAAAUUUACUGUACCUUAUUAUUCCUGACAAGACUUUCAAAAGCAGGAGAGAGAGAUUCUGCAUCAGUUUGCAGGUCACUGCAAAUCUUUUCCAUUAAGGCAAAGAUUGAAAACAUGUCUAACCACUAGCAAUCAAGCCACAGGCCUUAUUUCAUAUAUUUCCUCAACUGUACAAUGAACUAUUCUCGUGAAAGAUGGCUAAAGAAAUUAUAUUUUGUUCUAUUGCUAGGGUAAAAAAAUACAUUUGUGUCCAACUGAAAUAUAAUUAUUAAAAAUAAUUUUAAAGAGUUUGAAGAAAAUAUUGUGAAGAGCUCUUGGUUGCACAUAUGUUAUAAGCUGUUUUUCUUACACUUUGUUCAUAGUACUGUAGUAUGUUUAAAAUCCAAGUUCUACCUGUUUUCACUUAUUUUUCACUGUAAACAGUGUUCUGCUUUGAGAAGUUAAUUUUUAUUCUUAUGUUUGACUUUUUUUAUUGCCAAAAAAAAAAAUCCAAGGAGAAAUUUCUGUUAGAAGCCAGUUAUGCCAUGCGUUGCACAAAUUUGGUAAAAUCUAGCCAAGAUUGUAAAUCAAUUCCCUGUUCAUUCUUUACCCAGGGUGGGAUGGGGAGGGCUAAUGGGGACACUGGACACUUCUCUCAAACUUUCUGGUGAACAAAAGGUGCCUGUCCUUUUAAAAAUAAAAUAAAACAAAUAUUACUCCUCCAUAUUCCUUCUGCCUAUAUUUAGUAAUUUAUUUUAUGAUAAAGAUCUAAUGAAAUGUAAAUUGUUUCAGCAAAAUUCUGCUUUUUUUCAUCCCUUUGUGUAAAACUGUUAAUGAGCCCAUCACUAAUAACCAAUGUAAAGUUUAACACCUGUUUGACAGUAAAUAAAUGUGAAUUUUUUUCUAAAAUAGGUAAAAUGUGAAUUAUGUAUGAAUUGUAAUUGGUGUGAAUUUUCCUUUGACCCAGCUGUAUUCUACUUCGAACUGCU
Molecule: messenger RNA, 7540 nt
Organism: Mauremys reevesii (Reeves's turtle)
Lineage: Eukaryota; Metazoa; Chordata; Testudines; Geoemydidae
Gene: ADGRL2
Product: adhesion G protein-coupled receptor L2
Exons: 25
Coding region: 1677-6143 (1488 amino acids)
Biological process (GO): adenylate cyclase-activating G protein-coupled receptor signaling pathway; brain development; cell surface receptor signaling pathway
Cellular component (GO): neuron projection; membrane
Molecular function (GO): carbohydrate binding; G protein-coupled receptor activity
Source: RefSeq, a predicted model, not a curated record